Cloeon dipterum is the source of this 4012-nucleotide messenger RNA. Its product is annotated as transient-receptor-potential-like protein. Gene Ontology annotation, biological process: regulation of cytosolic calcium ion concentration; calcium ion transmembrane transport. The transcript is spliced from 14 exons. The record is from RefSeq and is a predicted model, not a curated record. Gene Ontology annotation, cellular component: plasma membrane; cation channel complex. The coding region runs from base 174 to 3737 and encodes 1187 amino acids. Lineage: Eukaryota; Metazoa; Arthropoda; Insecta; Ephemeroptera; Baetidae. Gene Ontology annotation, molecular function: protein binding; inositol 1,4,5 trisphosphate binding; store-operated calcium channel activity.
GUGCACUGUAAGUACCGUAGCAACAUUCCGAGUAUUUUUCUCUCUCUUCUUUAGCACUGUGGAGGGUUUCAAGCCGACUGCCUGAAACUUGGUAUGCAACCUGAACACACCACCCUGCUCUUUGCCUAGCCUCUGCUCAGGAUCUGCCGGGAGACCAGAGAAAGCCCUCAACCAUGGCAGAUAUAAAAAAGAAAUCUGUCGACCUGGAAAGGGCAGGAAUGGGCCCUCGGAAAAUGCCACCGAUCGCGAUGCCGAAGCUUCCUAAGCCGCUCACACUGGAUGAGAAGCGGUACCUGCUGUCCGUGGAGCGAGGCGAUUGCUCGAACGUCCGGCGCGCCCUGCAGAAGGCCUACCAGAAAAAGCACAUCAACAUCGACUGCUUGGACUCGCUGGGUCGUGGUGCUCUGCAUAUGGCCAUUGACAACGAAAACCUUGACAUGGUCGAACUGCUGAUCGUAAUGGGGGUUGCCACUAAGGACGCCCUGUUGCACGCUAUCGAGGCCGAGUUUGUCGAGGCUGUCGAGCUACUACUGCAGCACGAGGAGCUUAUCCACAAGGAGGGAGAACCUCACAGUUGGGAGAUGGUGGACCCAGUCAUUGCCACUUUCCCUCCAGACAUAACGCCGCUCACCCUUGCCGCCCACAAGGACAACUUUGAAAUCAUCAAGAUCUUGCUGGACCGAGGCGCCACGCUGCCGAUGCCUCACGACAUCAAGUGUGGCUGCGAUGAGUGUAUGAACUCGACCAAGGAGGACUCCCUGCGCCACUCGCUUGCCAGGGUGAACGCUUACAGGGCACUGGCCAGCCCGUCCCUGAUCGCCCUGUCGUCUAACGACCCCAUCCUCACCGCGUUUGAGCUAUCCUGGGAGCUGCGCAACCUGGCCUUCACCGAGCAGGAGUGCAAGGGCGAGUACCUGGAGCUUAGGAGACAGUGCCAGAAAUUCGCAGUGAACCUGCUAUCCCAUACAAGAGGCUCACGCGAGUUGGCCAUUAUACUGAACCAUGACCCUGAGAGCGAGGUGCCCUACGAGGACGGCGAGCACAUGAAACUGGCGAGGCUCGAGCAAGCCAUCAACUACAAGCAGAAGACGUUUGUGGCUCACCCGAAUAUCCAGCAACUUCUUGCCGCCAUCUGGUACGAAGGCGUGCCAGGUUUCAGGCGCCUCCAACCAACUCAAAAGCUAUUUGAGAUAAUCAAGGUGGCAAUCCUCUUCCCCUACUAUUGCAUGCUCUACAUUCUGGCCCCCAACUGCAAAACUGGCAAAUUUGUUCGAAAACCGUUCAUGAAGUUCUUGAUCCACGCUUCUUCAUACUUGUUCUUCUUGAUGCUGUUAAUUUUGGUGUCACAACGAGCAGAGGUGCUGUUCGUGCAGUACCUGGGCACGGACAGCAUGAAAGCGGAUCUGCAGGAAGAACUAAAGCGACAACGCGGAAACGGGCCCACUUACCUUGAGCUGCUGGUGUGCAUGUACGUGUUUGGCUUCAUACUGGAAGAGACCAAGGAGAUCGUGCGCGAGGGCAUCAGCAGUUACCUACGAAACAUGUGGAACAUCAUCGACUUCACGCGCAAUUCGCUGUACGUGGCCGUUAUGAUGCUUCGAGGCGUCGCCUGGUACCAGCAGCAGAACCAGAUCGCUGAGAACCCUGCGUCAGCGUUCGUGCCUCGCGAGCACUGGGACGACUUCGACCCGCAACUCAUCUCUGAGGGUUUAUGCGCGGCGGCCAAUGUCUUCAGCGCCCUCAAGCUCGUCCACCUGUUCUCCAUCAAUCCGCACCUGGGGCCGCUGCAGAUCUCGCUCGGACGCAUGGUCAUCGACAUUGUCAAGUUCUUCUUCAUUUACAGUCUUGUCCUCUUCGCCUUCGCCUGCGGCCUCAACCAGCUGCUCUGGUAUUUUGCCGAUCUCGAGAAGCAGCGCUGCUACAGCCUGCCCGGCGGCCUCCCCGACUGGAACAACCACGGAGACUCGUGCCUGAAGUGGCGCCGAUUUGGAAAUCUGUUUGAGUCGUCCCAGUCUCUCUUUUGGGCGUCCUUUGGUAUGGUCGGACUGGAUGACUUUGAGCUUGUCGGCAUCAAAACCUACACACGGUUCUGGGGCCUGCUCAUGUUUGGUUCCUACUCGGUGAUCAAUGUGAUCGUAUUGCUGAACCUCCUCAUCGCCAUGAUGUCCAAUUCUUACGCCGCUAUCGUGGAACACUCUGACGUCGAGUGGAAGUUUGCCCGAACGAAGCUGUGGAUGAGCUACUUUGAGGAAAGCGCCACCCUGCCACCGCCAUUUAAUAUUAUCCCGACGCCCAAGCACUUCCUGAAGCUGCUGGGUGUGCGUGAGAAGGACAAGACGAGGCGCAUGUCGUCAAGGAGGAAGGAGAAAGUGGAGAAGGAGCGCGACUUCCGCUACACAGCCGUGAUGCGCGCGCUUAUCUGGCGUUACGUGUCUGCCAUGCAGAGGAAGCAGGACGACAACCCGGUCACAGAGGACGAUAUCAACGAGGUCAAAUCCGAGAUCACCUCCAUGAAGUGCGAGAUUCUCGAGACGCUGGCCAACAACGGCAUGAAUGUCGCCGACGCCGCCACUAAGGACAAGAUCGUUCUCGGCAAAAAAAUGAAGGUAUGGGAGAGGAGGCUAAUGAAGGACUUCCAUGUAUCACCGGUCGCUGGUGAAGAAACUUUCGAGGAACUCCAGAUGCAACCUCCACCUGAAGACGAAGACAAGCUGGCCAAAUUCAGGAGGCUGGCCAAACUGGCGGUGCUGCAGUCCAGCUCUCACAAGUGGGGAGAAAUUGUCCGCGAGGCGUGCAAGUCGUCCCAAAUCGGUCGCUCGUGCAACCGAGAGUCCUUCAAAAAUCAGCAGUACCUGCAGAGAGCCAUGGAGGAGGCCAAGAAGCUGCAGGAGAAGCCAUCUCGCAGAGGCCACUCCCCAACUCCUUCCCCCAUGCCAAUGGUUGAUCCUACCAGGGAUGGAAUUCUCACCCUUCUAAAGGAAAUCCGAGAAGAAACUGGAAACACAAGGUCACCAGUCAAUUCAAUCGAUCCUAGGAUGCUGUCAGUGAACGAAGCAAGCAAAAGCCGCACCAACUCACCUAUCUUCCAGGCCACCAACGCAUUGAAGCAACAGCAGCAGCAGCAGACACCCGCGGCACAGCUUUCAACCAACACCCCCGCAAUUGCUAAGGUUCACUCUGAGACUAAACAGCAAACGACAGAGAGCAAGGAACCACUUCCAGCUGCCCCUCGGGACGCUCCAAAGGUGAUCAAGAAGAAGCAGCCAUUGGACGAGCCAUCCAUCGUCAUCCCGCGUCCGCAGAAGUUCGAGCAAAGAGCGCCAGCGCCCGCACCUCCAGCCGCGACGCCCGAUCAGCCCAAGAUGGCACCGCCGCCUCCCCGCGUUGACGUCUCCAAGCCCGCAGCGGAGCCUGCAAAGGUGGCAAAACCUGCCGCCCCCAAGCAGCCCUCAGUGGAGGCGAAAAUGCAGCCAGAGCCUCCAAAGGAGCCAAAGAAACAACCAGAGCCGCAAAUAGAGCAGAAGAAGCAGCCUGAGCCAAGGGUCAUGCAGGUGCCCUCGCUUGAAAUUACAGCCUCGACUCCAAUCAUGCCGCACCAGAGCGGCCGCUUCAGCUCCACUGAGCAGCUAAUCAGCAAGAGCGAGCCUCCCUCGCCUGACAAUGCCAGUCUCAGGGUAGGGCAGAAGGUUGAGGGCGUGGCAACCAUCAAACGACAGCCAAAGUCUGGAUGGCUGUAACACGUCAUUCUUUUUAUAUAUAUUUCACUUAUUAAUUCAAACCUGUGAAUUCUCGAUAGUGCCAAAAAGUGUACAAUAUCUAUACUAGUCGUCACACAGCGAUGUUUGUGAUAAUCAGAAUGGGCAAAACUGUGCUUCCUAUGAAAACGAUCUCAGCAAUAUCUUAAAUCAAGACAGACAUCAUUCGUUUUUAGAUGAAUGGCUUUUAUUAAUAUGAGGGUCAGUGUACAUGAUAUCAGUUUGCAUAAUAAACAAUGUAUUCAAAUUGGCUAAAA